Molecule: messenger RNA, 4657 nt
Organism: Drosophila mauritiana
Lineage: Eukaryota; Metazoa; Arthropoda; Insecta; Diptera; Drosophilidae
Product: chondroadherin
Exons: 5
Coding region: 1070-2347 (425 amino acids)
Cellular component (GO): plasma membrane
Molecular function (GO): protein binding
Source: RefSeq, a predicted model, not a curated record
GACAUCAGUACCGGGUACCGGAUGCGGAUGCGGAUACGUGCGUGGCCCGCAAAUCUCUCGCCAAAUCUCGACAAGUCCUGACUUGACGCGCGACCCGCAGUUCAUAGUUUAGAGUUCAGCUGUUCAGCGGCUGGUGUGUGACAUCCCCAACUGACUUUUUUUUGUCAUCACUCUGUUCUGUCCAGCUGUGUUCUGUUUUUUUUUAUUGGUCCGGAAUCACGUGUGUGUUGUUUUGAGUGCGAGUUUUAGUUGCCAGCAAUUGCCGCUGCCAGUUUGCAAUUAAAGACCAGCCGCAUGCAAAUGGCAAAUGUGAGGGGCUGAGGCGCUGAGGGACCAGCUGAAGGACUAACCGAGGGAUAACCGAGGCAUAACCAAAGGCAAAAUAUUAAAUACUGAAUGCCAGCUGCCAAGGGAAAGGCAGUUGCAGUUCAGCCCGCCUGUUGCCGUCGCCUGUCAGCAUUUUGCUAAAGUCACAAUCCCAGUCGCAGUCACAGUUGCCAUCACCAUCGCCAUCAGUUCCGCCAGCACCAGCACCAGCCCAGUCUCCCUCAGGUGUCCUGAGCGACCAUCCAGCCACUUUGAGCGUGAACAGUUAUUGGCAUGCCACGCCCCCGCCCCCGCCAGGCGUAGCAAAAGGGGCUGGAACAGGAGCAGGAGCAGUAGCAGGAACCGGAAGAAGAAGCGUAAAUAAAUAUGAUAAAGCUUAAGAAUAUAUAAUAAAGGAGCGAGCGGCAGAGGAGGGAAAGUCUAAAUGAAAUAACGCAAUAUAAAAACAUAAAUAACUGAGGGAAGUGCCGAGCAAGAAGGAGGAGCAGCGCACCGAGGAGCCCAAAAAAGUAGGCAACAAAAGCUGAGGCUGCGGAGUUGAGCAGUUGAAAAUCUGCGCAGGCUGGCUGGCGGUGAGACACCCAGUUGGCCCCCCAAGAGCAGGGAAGAGCUAGCCCAGGAUAAGCAGCGCUAGCAGAAGGAGCAGGAGCAGGAGGAGUGGAGGAGCGGAGCAACAGCAGCCGGACAAGAGAGAAUAGAGCUCAAUUACGCCGCCAAACUGUCGUGUCAGCAACAACGUGAAAUGUGCAAUUCCUGGCUGGUGCUCAUAAUUGCGCUCUCCGUUGUCGUCUGCCUGUGGAACUCGCAACAAACCGAAACAUCCAAAUCAUGCCCAGCCGAGUGCAUCUGCUUGUCCCAGACUCAAGUGCUGUGUAACACCGGCGGCCUCGAGCAGAUCCCGCUGCGCCAGCUGCCGGCGACGGUGGAGAACCUGGCGCUGACCAAGAACAACUUCCCGAUCAUCAAGCCGGACUCGUUCGCCGGGCUGCGGGCGCUGAAGAAGCUCUCGCUGGACGGGAACAACAUCACGCGGAUCAAGCAGUUCGCCUUCCGCGGACUGCCGCGCCUCAAGGAGCUCUCGAUCCAGUACACGCCGCUGCAGAUGGUGGCCCAGUUCGCGUUCGCCGGGCUGCAGAACCUGUCGACCAUCCUGCUGAGCCACAACCAGAUCCAGCGGAUCGAGGGCAACGCCUUCGCGGGCACCUCGAACAUCAAGCUGAUCCUGCUGACCAACAAUCCGUUGAUCCGCAUCGACAGCUCGGCCUUCUCCAGCCUGACCAACGUGGGCCACCUGAUCCUGCCCUCGGGCAUCCGCAGCAUCGAGCAGGACGCCUUCUUCGGCAUGGACACGGUGGGUCUGCUCAAGCUGGCCUACAUGGACCUCAAGGAGGUGGCGCCCUUCACCUUCCGCGGCCUGUCGAAUGUCCUGCUGCUCACGUUGCAGGAGUCGGAUCUCGGGGUGAUUUGUGCGGACGCCUUCACCGGACUCACCCAGGUGGAGACGCUGCAGAUCCUGAACAACAAGAUCGACUCGAUCGAGGAGCUGAACUUCACCAGCACGGCGGCCAUAAAGCACCUCAAAUUCUUUGGAAACCACGUGCUGGAGACUCCCGAUCCCAACUCAAUCAUCGUCGACGGGGUGGAGCACCUGCAGCUGGUGAGCAACCACUUCCCCUGCGGCUGCCACAUUCACACCCUGCUCGACGGCCCGCUGGCCGAGGGCGCCCACAACCUGACCGACUUUCUGCAGAAGAACUACUGCAUCUCGCCGCUGGAGGUCAACGGUCGGGUGAUGAGCGAGCUGGACAUCGACUCCAUUGGCCGCUGUUCCGACCAGCUGACCAAGGGUAAUCUGGGCAGCUCAGCGGCCUCGCUGGCCCUCGGAAUCAACUCGAUGCUGCUUAUCGCGGUCGCCAGUUGUGCGGAGUGGCGUCACGUCCGGCUGCUGGCCAACCGGCUGGCCCAGCUCCUAGGUCACGUGGCCUGGCGACGGCGCCGGAAAAGGCGAAAGGGCAAUUAGGCGGAGGUGUCCUACACAGAAUACCGGAGAGAACUGCAGACUUCAGCUCGAGAUCCUGGAGGCAGAAGUCGCUUCCCCUGAACUCCCGAUGAUUCCGAUCGCCGACUCCGCCAGGGUAUCUGUCAUCCAUUAUACACCAUAUACAUGUAUGUAGUAUGUGGUGUUUAUGUAGCUGCAACGUAGAGUAAAAAGCUGCAGAUUGCCAAAUGUAAAACUCUGCAGUUUUGCUAUCAUCAUGCGAAAUCUGGGAGUCUGAUGCCGUUGAUGUCGCUCCAACUUCCCUUCUUGCCAUUUGCCAUUUGCCAUUUACCCCGUUCCCCGUUCGCCAUCCUGCCCCAAAAAAAUGCUGAACCCUAGGCUAAUCCUGCGACCAGGAUACUGCAUCCUGCAUAUCCUGGGCCCGAGGGCCCAACUACGUAUGUUUGUUAGUUGUUUACGUUUGUGUUGCCAUUUCGUUCUGUUUGCGUUAAAUGCGAAACGCGAAAUGCUAAAUCCACAAUGCAAAAUGCCGAAUGCAGUUGCAGCGUGCAGCAUGCAGCAUGCAGCAUGCAGCAUGCAGCAUGCAGAAUGCAGAAUGCGGACUGCGGAUUGAACACUAAAUUAUUAUAUCAAAAUUCGAGUCAAAUGUGUGUAAAUCAUAAAGUGAACGCAUAUGGACGACGGCAUAGACAAAAUCCGAUGUAAGCGUAUUUAAGCAUAUGUAUUCGUAUUUGUAUUUGUAUUUGAAUUUGUACUUGAAUUUGUAUAUGUGAAAGUUAAAUAUAUAUAAACCUAGCUGUAUGUGCGGAUGUACGCAAUUUUUUUUUAUCAUAGUUGAUAGUUCAUAAAUAACUGGGAUAUUUAUUGGCCAAUUAAUAAAGAUGCAACCUAUACAACCAUCUAUAUAUAUAUAUAGAUAUAUAUAUAUAUAUAUCUAUAAAUAAACAGCGGCAGAGGCGCAAUCUGCACUACCUAGCCAGAUGGAUAAAGUAAAUGCAUAGAUGUGUGCAUAGCGAGUCUAGUCAAUUAAUGCCAUUGUAUCUUGUAUCUUUGUAUCUACGAUAGCUAUCUAGAAACCAAGCAAACAAGCAAACAAGCAAACAUGCAAACAAGCAUUUGUACUUAUUUUAUAAAUCGAGUGAAACUAUACGAGUCCGCUAUAUACGGAGCACACACUAUUAUUAUAUGGAUAAAUAUGUGAUAAAACGUUUGCAAUGCCACAAACUCACAGAUCUGGGAAGUGGGCGUUACAGGUGGCCUAGACAGGUGCGUAGCCAUGGUCAUCCGUCCCGCCCACUUUGCCCGCACUGCAGGCUGUACAUAUCAACAGGUUACAGGUGGACAACUCUUAUCAAUUACUAACUCGCUUAUCUGAAGUGUGAGCCGGUGCAAUGUACAUUUUAUAUAGCGCCGCCCAGACUAACCCAACUAUAUCUAUAAGUCAGCCUCCGAAACGCAAUUCGAUCUAACAGAAAAUUAAAUGUGAAUUGAGUCGAUUUGUCCAAACAGUUGGCCGCAAAUCAAAUAAAACAAAACAACCGAUUUGUUCCGGCAAAUGGGAAAUGUUUCCCAGCAAAUUGUUUUCUAGGUGUAUGAGUACAUGGUAUUUGUGUUGGCCUGCCAUGUUUGUGUGUGUGUAAGGCGUGUAUGUGUGUGUGUGUGAUUGCGUAUCCUUUUUUAAGGCCCUGGAGAAUUGUUAUUCCAAUUAGACGUGUUAACGAGCGAGAAAAAUCACACAAAACACGUGCAAUAUAGUUCAACACUUAGAUAUAUAUGUAUACAUAUACAUUCAUACAUACUAACGAAUAGAUAUCCAACAUUUUUUUGUCUCCCAUAAUAUGAGAAACAUUUCCUUGUCAACCCCCCAGCUGCUAUAAGAAUCUAAAUUCAAUACCAAACUUAUAAUACAACUAGUGAAGAGUAACCCUAGAAACUAUCGAUUGUUAAUACUGCGAUAACGUCUUCGAUUAACUGUAAAAUAGCAUAAUUGUGUGACCUAUAUACAUAUAAGUAAGUUCCCAUUCCCAUCAUUAUCAUAUGUCUAACCUAAAGGAGGCGCGCGAGAGAGCCAUCGAGCCAUCAUAGCAAACAUUGCAUUAUUAUACCCUAUGAAUAAUGUUAACUGUAGGCUAAAUAUGAGAUAUACAGGUGCAUAACGGUAACGGUAACGGUAACGAUAUCGAUAACGAUAAUGGGAUACCAAGCUACAAAGAAAACUUCAAAGAGCGAACUAAACCCUAUGAAAAUUGAUAAUCUAUAAUAAUAAUAAUAAUAAUAAUCAAACCUACUAUCGACGGAGAAGCCAAAUAAAAAGAAUGAGCAAAACAAAAA